AUGACCAACUCCACCACUCUGUUUACGGUCACAUCCCAGUCGCACCUCAUUUUCUUUUUUUUUUCUUACUUGUACAAUUUGUUUUCUUCUUUAAUUUGUCUUUCCUAUAUUCUCUCCCUUCUCUCUUGUCUUUCGUGUCCAUCUUGUCUAUCUUACCUUUCUUCUAUAUUGUCCUUUCGGCUGCUGUUCUACACGUUCUCCACGCGACAAGGCGGUCACCCCCCCCCCCCCCCCCAAACCAGACGCCAUCGCGCGUGUCGAUCGGCCUAG
This is a messenger RNA of Penicillium digitatum Pd1, 270 nucleotides long. Lineage: Eukaryota; Fungi; Ascomycota; Eurotiomycetes; Eurotiales; Aspergillaceae. The record is from RefSeq and is a predicted model, not a curated record.